Schistocerca piceifrons (Central American locust) is the source of this 1680-nucleotide messenger RNA. Its product is annotated as lysosomal acid glucosylceramidase-like. Bases 1 to 1557 code for a protein of 518 amino acids. The transcript has 11 exons. Gene Ontology annotation, molecular function: glucosylceramidase activity. The record is from RefSeq and is a predicted model, not a curated record. Gene Ontology annotation, biological process: glucosylceramide catabolic process. Lineage: Eukaryota; Metazoa; Arthropoda; Insecta; Orthoptera; Acrididae.
AUGAGAAGGAGAUUAGACAGGCUUACCAGCGACAAGUCAGACGUCGCGGCCGCCGGGGUGUCGGUGGGGUCGGAGUGCGCGGCGCGGCAGCUGGCGGACGGCGUGGUGUGCGUCUGCAACGCCACCUUCUGCGACGAGCCGGGCGUGCCGCAGCCGCCGCCAGCCGGCAGCCUGCUGCACGUGCUCACCUCCAAGGCGGGCGCCCGCUUCCAGGAGCAGGUCGUCCCCUUCCAGGAGGCUGGCCAGGCCGGUGACACGGAGGCGGUCCUGUCGGUGAACCGCUCGGUGCGGUACCAGGAGGUGCACGGCUUCGGCGGCGCCAUGACCGACGCGGCGGGCCUCAACAUGGCGUCGCUCAGCGACGCUGCGCGGGAGAACCUGCUCAGGGCGUACUUCGCGCCGGAGGGCCUGCACUACAAUAUGGCGCGCGUGCCCGCAGCGGGCACCGACUUCUCGACGCGCACCUACUCCUACGACGACGUGGAGAACGACACCAGCCUGCAGCACUUCAGCCUCGCCGACGAGGACCUGCUCUACAAGAUUCCAUACCUGCAGCACGCGCAGGACCUCAGAGGGGAGGAGCUGCUGCUGGUGUCGGCCCCCUGGAGCGCGCCCACCUGGAUGAAGACCAAUGGCAAGUUCAACGGCGAGGGCAAGCUGAUCAGAGAGUACUGGCAGCUGUGGGCCGACUACCUGCUCAGGUUCGUGGAGGAGUACGCCUCGGUGGGGCUCCCCAUCUGGGUGCUAUCGGCGCAGAACGAGCCGACGGACGGCAACUCUGACUUCUGGUUCAACUGCAUGGGCUGGUCGGCGACGGAACAGCGAGACUGGGUGGCGCAGCACCUGGGGCCCACGCUGCAGGCCGCCGCCGUGCAGCCGCCGCCCGACGUCCUCGUCAUCGACGACCAGCGCUCCAUGCUCGACCGCUGGCCGCAGCAGAUCCUCACCAACGAGACGGUGACGCAGUACGCCAAGUUCGUGGGCGUCCACUGGUACACCGACCAGUUCUCGCCGGCCUCCAUGCUGGACGAUGUGCACCAGCUGUCUCCCGGGACCCAGAUCCUCUACACCGAGGCCUGCAAUGGACUGAGGGACAUGGGUGAAGUCGCUGUUCUCCUCGGUUCGUGGGAAAGAGGGGAGAAGUACGCCACGAGUAUUAUAGAGGUGCUAAAUCACUGGUCGACGGGCUGGCUGGACUGGAACCUGGCGCUGAACACGUCGGGCGGGCCCAACUGGGUGAACAACAACGUGGACUCGCCCGUGAUCGUGAACGCGACUGCGGACGAGUUCUACAAGCAGCCCAUGUUCUACGUGCUGGGCCACUUCUCGCGCUUCGUGACGCGCGGCUCGGUGCGGCUGCAGCUGGACGCACAACUGCCGGCCGCCGCCUCGCUGGACAGCGUCGCCCUGGAGACGCCGCAGGGCCGCACCGUACUCGUCCUCUCCAACAAGGCGACUGAGGAGGUGUCGGUGCGCGUGCGGGACCCAGCACUGGGGGAGGCUCUGCUGACGCUGCCGGCCAACUCCGUGAGCACCCUCCUCUACACGAGCAGCUGACGCAGACCACAUGGAUUCGAAAUAGCGACGGAGCAACUUGGUCCUCGUGAACUGUGAAAGGAAGAGAGAGAGAAAUAUAAAAGAGCUGAAUUAUUUCCUUUUGUGUUUAAUUCACAAGUUUUG